This is a messenger RNA of Arabis nemorensis, 471 nucleotides long. The record is from the annotation of a GenBank genome assembly. Lineage: Eukaryota; Viridiplantae; Streptophyta; Magnoliopsida; Brassicales; Brassicaceae.
AUGGGCCUCCCAUGGAUUUGUUCAUGGCAUUUCAACCUUAUCCUAACCUUACCUGAUAUGCCAUACUCUUUAAUCAAGGAAUAUCGCGUCAAAUGGUGGGAUAAAUUUAAUCUCGACCGUUGCUCUCUCAUCAACAUCACCAAAUUUUUUGGCAACGCUCGCCAAGACAAACUUCUAGUCAAGAAUGUCUCCAAAGCUAUUCCUUUGUUGACCACUAGUCAACUUACUCAAAUACCACCCAUCACCAUACCCUCCCAAACGCCUAGCCCGACGAAAUCUACUAGCUCAAACUCUUCCCAAAAAAACAAAAAAAAGGCAAAACUGAAAAAGGCCCUUCAAACUCUUAGUCAAGAACUCCUGGCUUCUUCCGACGAUGAAGACAGUAUUAAUCAAGACGAUACUCCGCUAGAUCCCAACGCCCCCUUUGGUGGCCCUUUAGCUCAAGAUCCCUUUGAGGACAUGCAUGAAUAA